Molecule: messenger RNA, 282 nt
Organism: Necator americanus (New World hookworm)
Lineage: Eukaryota; Metazoa; Nematoda; Chromadorea; Rhabditida; Ancylostomatidae
Exons: 4
Coding region: 1-282 (93 amino acids)
Source: RefSeq, a predicted model, not a curated record
AUGGGUAAGGAUUGUCUAUGUCUUCCUGGAGAGCUCAGAAGCGAGCGUUAUAUCGUAGGAAGGUCCCUCGAAAUGCGCUCUGACACGAUGGCGACGACGAAAAAGCAUAACCCACCGAAAAUAGCUUCGACAACUCUAAAUCAAGACAAUCUUGACGCCAAUUUAUCGACCCCGAUGGAUGAAAGUCUUGAUUUGCAAUGGGGCGGUUUCGAACCAUCGAUCGACCGUACAGACACAACAGAACCUCUUAUCGGCUACCUUACACCCUAUCUCUCUUGUUGA